AUGACCCUCCGAGUAGAGCAACUGUACGGAUCUGUCGAUUUGGUUUCAUUUCUCGCCCUCCUCUGGCUCUUGUCCCUUGCCCUCUAUUUCAUCCGUCUCCGCUCUUCAUCUACGCUUUCCGUCAUUCCUGCAGCUAAUUUCGUCGCAUCAUUUACGCCGCUUUGGAUACUUUGGAUACGCUUCACUCGUCGCGUAAACAGGUCUGUGCAUGCAGCUCAUGUUGCUCAUGGUCCCGUUGUGCGUCUCUCCCCUUCAGAGGUCUCCGUCAAUCUGGUCGAUGGCGGCAUUCGGGUGAUUUACGGCGUCGGAUUUGAAAAAACGAAUUGGUAUUCCGCAUUCCGCGCUUAUGGGCAACCUAAACCGCACUCGGCCCUCAGACGUCGAGUUUCCAACGUCUACUCCAAGGCCCAUAUCUUGAGUCCCGGCUCAGGUUUCUCCCACAUAGCGCGUGUCGUCCUGCACGAGCGCCUGAUGCCUGCCCUUCGCUCUGCCGCUCGCGGUCGCAAUGCAGUUGAUGUGGCCGAGAUCUUUAUCGCGAUUUGCAUGGAUCUUAUCACGGCGUAUGAGUUUGGAUUGUCAUGCUCGACGAACUUUCUAGAGAACGAACAAGAGCGAAAGAGUUGGUCGCCUCUUUACGUCGCUCGGAGGCCAUACGCUUUUUGGGGGCAUGAGGCCCCUCGCGUGCAGAAUACGCUAGCCAAGGUCGGCGUCCAUGUCGUACCUCGCUCUGUGGUAGACGGAAAUCGCGGGAUCGAGGACAGAAUCCUUGGCAUGGUAGAGAAGGCAGAGGCGAGGUUCGAGAGUGAGGUCGCUUGGGACUAUGAAGGUGACGGAGAAGUAUAUCGUCAGAUGAGAAGGGCAAUUGAAAAGCAGGAGGCGAAGCGAGGCUCCGCUCACACCAGGACAAAUGCUGAGAGGAGAAAGGAGAUAGCAGCUGAGAUGUUUGAUGACACUUUUGCUGGCCACGACGCACCAGCCAUAACACUCAUCUACCUCGCCUACAACCUCUCAAUUUAUCCUGACCUCCAGUCUCGCCUUCAGUCCGAACUCUCCUCCAUUCCUCUAUCGGAGAACAUCGACAUCAAAACUAUUGAUGCGCUUUCGCUCCUCGACGCAUGUGUUCUUGAAACUCUCCGCCGCUACCCACCUACUGCGGGAUCUCAACCUCGCACUCCUAUGGCCGGCUCAUCGUGCUAUAUUAGUCUUGGAGUCGAUGGACCCAUGGUCCUCCUACCACCUGGUGUGAGGGUGAGCGCACAAGCGUACAGCUUACACCGUAACCCCGAUGUGUUUCCUGACCCGGAGAAGUGGUAUCCCGACCGAUGGCUUGUCGAUGAGAAUGCGGACAUCCACGAAGAGGAAGAGAGGUUGAAGGAGAUGCACCGGUGGUUCUGGGCUUUCGGAAGUGGCGGAAGAAUGUGUUUUGGAAAUCAUUUUGCUUUGCUUGAGAUGAAGAUCAUUGUCGCAACGAUCUGGAGCGCUUUUAGCAGUGAGCUUGCUAACAUCAAGGAUGCGAGCGAGAUAGCAGCUGGAAUGGAGCAGGAGGACGGCGGCGAUGUGGCGGGGCCUGUAGCGGGCAGGCUCGACUUGCGAUUCAUUCCGAUCUAA
Messenger RNA from Stereum hirsutum FP-91666 SS1, 1608 nucleotides. RefSeq names its product cytochrome P450. The coding region runs from base 1 to 1608 and encodes 535 amino acids. Gene Ontology annotation, molecular function: iron ion binding; oxidoreductase activity, acting on paired donors, with incorporation or reduction of molecular oxygen; monooxygenase activity. The transcript is spliced from 4 exons. The record is from RefSeq and is a predicted model, not a curated record. NCBI's taxonomy places the organism in Eukaryota, Fungi, Basidiomycota, Agaricomycetes, Russulales, Stereaceae.